This is a messenger RNA of Neolamprologus brichardi, 1287 nucleotides long. Its product is annotated as MICOS complex subunit MIC26-like. Gene Ontology annotation, biological process: cristae formation. The record is from RefSeq and is a predicted model, not a curated record. Gene Ontology annotation, cellular component: MICOS complex. NCBI's taxonomy places the organism in Eukaryota, Metazoa, Chordata, Actinopteri, Cichliformes, Cichlidae.
CGAACAAAUUACGUGGCCAGAGCCGGUUACGCAGAUCGCCGUGAAGGUGUGGGUAUUUAGUUUACCCAUACCUUCACAAUCUACCUUUAACAAGUAGGUUAUUCCUGUUUUGCAACUUUAUUGAUGACGAACCCAUUCAAACAUAUGCACGACAGGCAGUCAAUUUAUGGUGAAACAUGUGGACACGUUUUUAAACUGCAUAUCUUUGGAGUUCCAUAUGAAGCAUGGUUUGGAGAUGUGGGCACAGACAUCAUUACUAUCUGUAAAGAAAGCCUUGUCCUCACAGAUAUACUCUAUUCCUCCUGCCACUGUUGGCGCGCUUUCAAUCGUAGUAAAAGCGUUUGGGUGAGAAUCAGAGAGGCGGGGCUAUCUGCCUUGUCCCUCCGUGGAUACCGUAGUGAAUGCAUGGCCCGCGGGGAUCAUGUUGAAGGUGACAGGUAGUGCCAUGCCGGGAGCCCUGCGAUUUUCACCGUUCACCGUGUUUGCUGCUGCGGGUGACGGCGAGAAGGAACCAGCGGUGGCUCCGUUAAACGUGCACGAACUGUCUCUGUACACCGCUCCCCCGGAGAAGUUUCAGUAUGUGGAGCCUAAAGCGGGGCAGCUGGAGGAGCGAGUCGCCACCCUCAGGAAGUUAGCGGAGCCGUACACUGCUUGGUGUCAGGUCACCUAUGAGAAAAUUAAACCAAAAGUUCAGGGGGUCUUCCAGUUUGGGAACGACGCAUACGCCUAUGUGAAGAACCCCCCGAAGGACUUCUACCCCCGGGCGGGAGUCAUCGGCUUUACCGGAGUCCUUGGGCUGGUUCUUGCCAGAGGCUCCAGGAUUAAGAAACUCAUCUAUCCGACCACUCUCAUGACCCUGAGCGCCUCUCUCUACUACCCGGAGCAAGCAGCGUCCAUCGCAAAGUCAACCGGAGACUCCGUGUACGACUUGGCCGUGCAGAGCUACGCAGCGGCGGAGAAGAUCCUAAACCCCCAGAGCAAAGCUGAGAAGGUCAAUAAACCCGAAAAGAGCAGCGACUCCGAGACCAAACAGUGACGACCCCGGCGUGACUGCAAUAACCGAGCAGUAGCCAAUCACACAGGAGCUUUAUCCCGAUACUGUAAACUGAGCGCUUUCUAGACAGCGUGACUUUUUCAUGCCUACACUUUGCACUAAGCUUCACAUGAAACUCAGGCCGGGCAAAGGGAAGGGGGGAUUUGCAACUUGAAUGACUUCCUUCUGAUUUGAAUGUGUAUUUAUGUAGAGAUAAAGCAGUGUCUUACAUUAAAGUUGUUUUACCGCCUUGA